Nicotiana tabacum (common tobacco) is the source of this 1131-nucleotide messenger RNA. Lineage: Eukaryota; Viridiplantae; Streptophyta; Magnoliopsida; Solanales; Solanaceae. The record is from RefSeq and is a predicted model, not a curated record.
ACGUAAGAUAAUAUAAUCAUAUUUUAACCUAUACACUGGACUAUGCGAUCCAAGUGGAAUUAUAUGUUUGCGGAAAUUAAUAUUCUUUGUUUGAAAAAACAAAAUAAGGACAACUUAGCUAUAUGUGGGAGCCAAAGCAUGUUCCCUUUCAACAUUACUCCGAUAAUGAGACGAAAUUUCUGGGAUUGAAAAUCAGACACGAGAAUUGAGCUAUUGAGCAAACGAAAAAGUCAAGUGAAACAUAUAGAUCCAAGUCAAAAUUUUCUCCCCUUUUCUAGCAUCCUUAAAAAGCAGAUCCCCACCAUUUUUGGUUCCCCCAAAGGCUAUAUAACGUUCUCCAUAAGACUAGGAAAAAUCACAAAACAGAAAUUUCUGAAUUAAGAAAAAAAUGGGUAUCGAUUUACUAGCCAAGUUAGGCAAACAUAGCAUAGUUCAUCACUCACAGCGUCACUUUGUUUCACACUAUCAACAAUGCAGAGCUUACUCUGCUCGAUCUAUGAACACUGCUGCAACUAAAGUCCCUAAAACCCAUUUUCUUUCGUUUCCAACUUUUCUUCGCAAAUCAGUUUCAUCUUCUGAAUGUGCAAAUACCAAGAUGGGAUACUUGGCAUGGUAUUUGGGAGCUCUUGAGUCUCGUCCAAUCAUCACCAAAUCAAUUUCUUCUGCUAUUAUAUAUGCUGUUGCCGAUGUUACUUCUCAGGUGAGAAUGGGGAAGAAAUCGCUGUAAGGUUGAAGCGCGACCUUCUCCCAACGAUGAUUAAGGGACUUAUGCACUGGCCAGUGUGUGAUUUCUUGACAUAUAAAGUAAUCCCUGUCCAUUUGCAGUCAUUGAUUAAUAGUUCAUUUUCCUAUGCGUGGACUAUAUAUUUGACGUACGUUACAAGUUUGAAGAAAGUUGCUUCUGAUUAAUUUGCACGCUCUGCUUUGGAUGUUUCAAUAUAUCUUCAAGGAUAGAAUCGAAUAAAAAUUGCAUCAAUUAGCUGAGAGAUUAACAAUGCCAGACUUUUUACAAGCUAUCUCGCCAAAUUUUACCAUUUAGAUUAGACCAAAAGAUGUUUCUCUUCCCAAUUGGACUUGUCCGUGAUCAAGAUGUCACAAUUCAAGCUGUUGUGCAUGAUAUUAAAAUUUCAA